AUGCCAUGCCCCGUGGAAGAGAUCGUCAAAACCUAUGAAGAUGAUCCAACAAUAGUACAACGCAUCGCAACGCGCAAGACUAAACUUCCGCUCGCGAUCGAGCCCCCAAACCCGGCUUGGCCCGAACACUUUGAGUUCCUCAAGGCCCGCAUAAUCGGCGCCAUCGGCCCCACGGCCGUGAGCAUCUCCCACGUCGGCUCAACCUCCGUCCCGAACCUCCCCGCCAAGGCCGUCAUCGACGUUGACCUGGCGAUUACGAACCCGACGGCCGAAGAUGAGUACGCUCCUGCACUGGAGGCGGCCGGUUUUCAGUUCCUCUUACGCGAGCCCGAAUGGCAUGAACAUCGAUUCUUCGCGAUGAUCGGGACGGCGGAGAUGGAGAGGCACUUGGUUAUGAAAGAAUGGCUCAUGACGCACGAAGAUGACAAGGAAUUGUAUGCGCAGGCUAAGAUUGAUGCUGCGGGGGUGAGUAACGGGCUGGGUGAGACGGUGGUGGAGUACAAUUUCCGCAAGGAGAAUGUCAUUCGGGAGAUUCUCGAAAGGGCUUUCCGCGCAAAGGGGUAUCUUCCCGAUGUCGAGAAGUGA
Molecule: messenger RNA, 585 nt
Organism: Colletotrichum chrysophilum
Lineage: Eukaryota; Fungi; Ascomycota; Sordariomycetes; Glomerellales; Glomerellaceae
Exons: 2
Coding region: 1-585 (194 amino acids)
Source: RefSeq, a predicted model, not a curated record